AUGGAUUCUGAUGGGGGAAGGGGAAAAGCGUCGAUUCCAAAAUUUGGAAGUUUCAAGCCGCGGUCAACAGCCCUAGCGAGUGAUGGUAAAGGCAGAGAUGAGAAGAAGUCUUUGAAGGAGGUUGCGGGCGAUCGAGAGAGAUCUAGGAGGCCUUCCAGUUCUUCUAGACAUGAUGAAUCACACCGGGAAAGGGAGAAAAGUCGCGAGACCAGAUCUCAUUCCGGUAGACCCAGGCGUGAUCAAAGGGUUGAUAUAUUGAAACCCCAGCCCGCCCUAGAUGCUUCGGAUCUUUACGUAUUGGAUCCUACGGGUGAUCCAUACACACUGAUAUAUGGGUCUCUCCACAAGUACGAUAUCCCCCGGUACUAUCGUUUUGGCGCAGGCAGGGUGCUGGGUCUUCCCACAACUUACACCAUUGACCAAGACCUUAGCAGCGAUACAAAGAUAGUGAUAAAGCUAAGAGGAGCUACAGCAGAUACAAUACAGCGUAGCCACAAGGCACUCUGGAAAUCGGCUUCCAGACCGACAAAACUCCGACGCUUGGUCCCCCGUCAAAAUGAGAAGCCAGAUCUAGAGCGUGAUUUCCUGCCAUUGAAUGAAGCCGGAAGCCGGAAGCGGAGGCGUAUGGCGGAUGGAUUCCCUGAUACUUCCUAUAUAGCGACUGAAGAAGAGAAACUUCCUGAUUACCGGUCUAUCGAGGGGAAAGCUAAGCCUGAACCGGACUCUGAUGUCGAAACUGAUAUGGGAUCUGAUUGGAGCCUAGAAUCAGACGGAGAAGGGGCUAGGUUGCGCCAUGCCAGCUUGUUCUCAAACGCGAUUGAUAAUCCGGACGAUGUCGAAGGCUGGCUCCAGCUUAUCAAUCACCAAGAUAACAUGGUCGGUGCCGCAGACAGAGAGGGUUAUCGAAAGUAUACAUCCGCAGAAAAGAGAAGCAUUGCGGACAUGAAGGUGUCCUUGUAUGAAAAGGCGUUAAAGGGCCUUUCUCCUAAUGUUCCUCGGGACAAGCUUCUGCUCGGAAUGAUGGAAGAGGGCUCCCUAAUCUGGGAUCAAAAGACUCUAUUGAAUAAAUGGAAGUCUGUAUUGCAGUUCAACUCUGGUUAUAUUUCUCUCUGGAUCAAGUAUUUGGACGUCCAGCAAACCACUUUUACCAAUUUUACUUAUGAGAAAUGUCGACAAGUAUUCUUGGAGUGUUUGAAAGUCAAUGAAAACCAACCCGAUAGCACCGAGAAGCAGAUUAUUAGUCUCUACAUCGUCUUGCGCUUGAGCCUUUUUAUGAGAGAAGCUGGUUUUACCGAGCACUCAAUUGGGCUAUGGCAAGCCCUCCUUGAGUAUAAUUUUUGCUGUCCGCAAGGCCUCAAUUCAAAAACCGAUCGACCGGCUGCUAUUUCGGCAUUCUCUGAAUUCUGGGAGAGUGAAGUCCCGCGGAUUGGUGAAGUGGGAUCAGAGGGUUGGGAUAAGUCGGGUGAAGACUCACCAGAUCCAAAGACUGACCCUGCCGUCCCAAACAUUGAUGUUAAAGAUGUUUUUAGUUCUUGGGGUAGCAUCGAGCAGGAUUUGAUGUCAUCAUCAUUCUUACCAGCCAGAACACUCGACGAGGUGCAGGAAGAUGACCCCUACCGGGUAGUACUGUUCACGGAUAUAUCUGAUUUCCUUGUUCAUCUAUCAGAUCCUAGUAUAUUACACUUACUUAUUGACGCUUUUCUGAUAUUUUGUCACUUACCGCCAAUCUCACAUGGAGAUUGCGAAAGGACUUGUGGUUGGCAUACCGACCCCUUUUUGUCGAACCGCAAUCUGGAUGAGAUAGGAAAGCAGCUAUCGGAGUGGUUUGCUUCCAUCAGCACGAAGGAGGAAGAUGUUGGUCCAUGUUCACCGUUUUCAUUCCCCAAUCCGAUAUUCAGAAAUAGUUUUGACACCCUAUUUGGCGAUGGAAUAAACUGGUUUUCGACAUUUGCACCAUGGAAAGCAACAUACCUUGAGAGAAGUAACCUGGUCGACGUCGAAUGGAUUCGGAGAUCACUGAAGAUGCUGGUAUCAAGAAUGCCGGACAAUGACUACUUAGCAUCCUAUACUAUUGCCUUGGAAUAUAGUAUCCACCCCAAGGAGGCGAAGAAGUAUGCAAAAAGCCUUUUGAAGCAGCGCCCUUCAAGCAUCAAACUAUACAAUUCUUACGCGCUGAUUGAGGCUAAAAACGGCAAUAUUGCUGCCGCUGAGAAAGUUUGGACAACGACUCUUUCUAUGAGCCAAAGCUUCUCCAAGGAGGCUGCUCUGGACUGUAUCCUCCUCUGGAAUAGCUGGGUCUGGGAAGCUCUUAAUAAUCAGAGCGCUGGAAAAGCAACUCAUCUGUUGCUUGCGAUUCCUAAUAAUACUAUAGAUCUGAGUUCCUUAUCAAAGGCUGGAGAUGGGGAUGCAGUAAUUAGCGCGACAGAGCUUCUUAAGACUAAGAGACAUUUAGAUGGUAUCCAGGCUCACGGGCUGACAUUCCGCAAUUCAGAGGUAUUCAGCUACGCUACUGACUGCCUGGCCCUUUUACUUUAUCUUACCCAAAACCAAGAACUGUCAGGGGCUAUUGAAGUCUACGAUAACGCAGAACAACGCCUCAAAGACCAGAAGUUGGAUAAGGCAGUGUUCUUGGAACCAAUACAUCAAGCAAAGGCUCGACUGCUAUAUUAUCAUAUUACUGAAAACCGUGUGUAUAAACCUGCACAAGUUCGGGAAGAAUUGUUCAAGAGUAUCUUACUUUUCCAACAAAACACAAUCUUCCUUGGCCUCUUUGCAUUCAAUGAAGCUCGAUUCCGAGUUGAAAAUCGAGUUCGAUCGGUCCUCACCCGCCAAAUUCAUGAGCCAGCGGACGAUUCGACCACUACGAAACGGUCCACGCUUAUUCCUCACUUAUUUUCAAUCUACUCAGAGCUUCACAGAGGGGUAUCUGCUGGUUCAACGGCUCACUCUGUCCGUGCUGCGUUUGAGGCUGCAGUUUCUUCACAAUCGGGCCAGCACAGUGCUGCGCUAUGGAAACUAUUCAUACAAUUCGAGCUUACGUUUGGUGAGAGUGAAAAGGCACGUCUGGUAUUUUUCCGUUCUAUUCGGGCAUGCCCAUGGUCCAAACAGUUGGUUCUUUUGGCGUAUGGAGAGCCACGCCUUAAGGAGUCGAUGGGUUUUGAUGAACUAAGGAAGGUUUUCAACGUGUUGGUCGAGAAAGAGCUGAGGGUCCAUGUUGACCUGGAGGAAUGGUUUGAAGAGAAUGAAGAGGCCGUGGUUGGGCCGGAUGAUAGUGCUAUGGGCCAGAAGCCCCCGAUUAACAUGCCGGACGAUAGAAGCUCGGAUGAGGAUGAAGUAGCUGUUCGGUUUAUCAAAUAA
This is a messenger RNA of Microsporum canis CBS 113480, 3357 nucleotides long. RefSeq lists its product as hypothetical. Lineage: Eukaryota; Fungi; Ascomycota; Eurotiomycetes; Onygenales; Arthrodermataceae. Gene Ontology annotation, biological process: regulatory ncRNA-mediated post-transcriptional gene silencing; negative regulation of RNA catabolic process. Gene Ontology annotation, molecular function: protein binding. Gene Ontology annotation, cellular component: catalytic step 2 spliceosome. The coding region runs from base 1 to 3357 and encodes 1118 amino acids. The transcript is spliced from 3 exons. The record is from RefSeq and is a predicted model, not a curated record.